Molecule: messenger RNA, 450 nt
Organism: Phycomyces blakesleeanus NRRL 1555(-)
Lineage: Eukaryota; Fungi; Mucoromycota; Mucoromycetes; Mucorales; Phycomycetaceae
Exons: 6
Coding region: 1-450 (149 amino acids)
Source: RefSeq, a predicted model, not a curated record
AUGCUCUUCUCAAUCCAAGAAAGUAUAUCAAAUCUCGAGGAUGUCUACUUAUUUUGUAUUGUUCUGAGCCGAGACCAAUUGAAUAGUUCUUGUCUGUUGUCGAGAGUAAAUUUAAGCAAAAUAAGUUCCUGGAAAAAUAAUCACUUAUUACUAGAAUUGGGGUUUAGUCUCAUUCAGCAAAAUGUUCUGGCAGGGGCUUUUACAACUCUGAUAGAUGGGAAAGAAUUGGUUGCACAUGGAGUUUAUUAUUGUUGGAAUACAAAUUCGGUCGAAAACAUCAAGUACAAGCAAAAAUCAGAAAUAACGGUGACCAGGUUUGGAGAGUCAUUUAAACAAUUUGGAAAUUUAAUUCCAGAAAGUUUAUACAUGCCAUAUAGAUCACUUGAAGUAAAUACACGAAGUAGCUUUUUGACUAGUUCUGCUAUUGCUUUGGUAAACUUGUACUCGUGA